AUGAGUCUCAAAAGAAGUCGGCACGAGGUCUCGGAGGAUGCGCAGCCGAAAAAAAAGCGCAAAGGAUUUAGCGUUGGCCCUGCAAACCUACCUGAUGGUACAUAUCGCAGGAAGACACAAAAGAUAAAGAGCGAUCUGAUCCAAAAGGCAAAAGUCAGGAAGGAGUAUGCAAAGGUCAAGGCAAGGGAAGAAGCCGAGCGACACGCACAGGAGGGCAGCAGUCACAAUGCCGGACAGUUCACAGACGCCACAGAGCAACCUGAGCCCGCACCUCUGGAUUUGCACCCAGAUCGACAAGCUAUGCUAGACGCACCUGAGCAACCUCAGCCAGGAAGGAUAAAAGACCACAGCGGUGUGUCGGACAACGUCAAUGGAUUUCGUGCCAGAAGAAGAGAGCGCAGACCUCAAGAGUCAAAAUUCAAGAAGGAACUGGAGGCUGCGGAGCAAAAGCGGUUGCAAAUGGAAGCGAGGACAAAGGCGAUCGAGGCCAGAGGCAAGGAACGCAAGGCUAUGGCGAAAGCGAAGCGACCUGGUAAGAAUGGCAAGCAGAAGCUAGGUCGUCAAAGCACGGUGUUGCUCAAUCGUGUUGAGCGGUUGAUGGGCGAGGGCACUAUCUGA
Messenger RNA from Cyphellophora europaea CBS 101466, 618 nucleotides. RefSeq lists its product as uncharacterized. The record is from RefSeq and is a predicted model, not a curated record. Lineage: Eukaryota; Fungi; Ascomycota; Eurotiomycetes; Chaetothyriales; Cyphellophoraceae. Bases 1 to 618 code for a protein of 205 amino acids. The transcript has a single exon.